AUGCCACGACGUAUCCAAGAUGACGAUGAUGAUGAUGAUGUACAAACGAAUAAAAGACAUGAUGAGAAUUUCUAUGGUGGACGGAAAAAACAGGAAACAGAUUUAGGAGGCGGUAGUAGUGGUAAAUCACUGUGGGAUGCGGCGAGAGAGAUCGUUGCAAGUCGAGAACAAGCUGAAACAUUACCAACAGAAUCAAAUACUGUUCUGUUCGCUGGUAGUCGCAGUGGGGGUAAAUCAACGAUGAUUCUACGUUACUUAGAAAGAACAAGUGAAUCAGCGAAACCGACAAUUGCACUUGAUUACAACUAUGCACGAAAACCGAAAACAGCCGAUACAGUAGGAAAGGAUAUUGGUCAUUUGUGGGAAUUGGGCGAUGGUACAUUUCUUGCCAAAUUGAUCGAUGUUGCUCUGACACCAGAAACUAUUGCAAAUGCAUCCGUAGUACUUGUACUCGACCUCUCUCGGCCGCAAGAGUUAUGGCAUACUUAUGAAACUUUAUAUGAAGCAAUAACCAAACGAGUCAAGUAUUGCAUUAGUGAAGCAUCAAAACAAAAUCCCACUCUAAAAGACAAACUCAAAGAGUCAAUUGUGAAACGAAUUGGUGACGCGAACAGAGAUCUUGUUGAACCUCUUCGUAUUCCGUUGGUAAUUGUCGGAUCAAAAUAUGAUGAAUUUCAAAGUUUUCAGCCGAAUGACAAAAAGACAAUCUAUAAAACACUUCGCUUUCUCGCAUUUUAUCAUGGCGCGACGUUGCUGUCAUACAGUGAAAAAGAUACGGUCUACCUGAAAUCUGUACUAAAUCAUCUUCUAUUCGAUACGAAACUGCCCGAGAAAAAGCCACAAAUAGAUCAUCUCGGACCACUGUAUGUCAAGUCUGGUAGUGAAACUGAGGAACAAAUUGGUGCACCGCCUAUCAAGGAUCUUGAUCUUGACGCGAUGAAUGAAAACUCACCUUUCGCCAUGUGGAGGGCGACGUUUUGCAAACAAUUUCCCCAAGAAGUUGAGAAACGUGAUCCAUCGUUGCUGCAAGAUUACGGGCGUGAUCCUCAAUAUGCUGAUGCUUCGAUUGAUGCAAUGCGAGAACAAAAGCUGGCUGAAUUACAACGUUAUUUAACAAUGAAAACGCGUUCACGUUCAUAA
Adineta ricciae is the source of this 1140-nucleotide messenger RNA. Lineage: Eukaryota; Metazoa; Rotifera; Eurotatoria; Adinetida; Adinetidae. The record is from the annotation of a GenBank genome assembly.